AUCAAUUAUUUCUUUCAUCGCUGUUUAGAAUCGAGUCUUCAAAUUCGAAUAAAAAAAUGUAUGUUGAGAUGAUCGAAAGGAAAAAAAAAAAAAGAUCGAAAGGAUCUUGUCCUAAGAUUUUGACUCGAGGGAUGUACACGCAACGAUGAAAACGAGAUUUUGCGGCGACAUUGCACUUGAACAAGAUAUCGACAUUGUAUCAAGCAAGUUCGUCGAAGGCUUGGUUGUACACCGUGCUGACGUAAGUGUCUCUCUGCAGUUUCGUUAUCGGACUGGCAUAAAAAGCGUCGAUAACGAGAGAACGGAUUGGUCGCGCCAUUCUUGGGCUUUAGAACAACUUCGACAAGUUACAUUCUCUACUAGUAUCUUGUUUCGACGAUGUUUGCGGAUGUUAAUUCGUUGUUCUUGCGCCAUUUAUAUCAACCGUUUAACAAAUACGAAUAAAAAUUGUAGAGCAACAUUUGAGAGUAUGAUGAAGCAUGUUGUAAAAAGGAUUAUGGUAAGCGCACAGAUUUUCUAUACGAUUUUCUAAUCGCAAGCAAACUUAAUCUCGUGGGUGAGUCGAACAAAAAAUCAUCUUAUAACCUCAAACUAUUUGAAUCAAUUUAAUUUUUUCGCCAAAACUUCUGAUUCGCCUGGCCCGUUUCUCAUUCAUGAUCAAUCCCUGCCGCUUAUUUCCAUAGAAUCUCAUUUACCGAGAACGGAUCUGUUUAGCCGUGCGACGAGCGUGAUUCAAUUACGUGGAUGCGCGAUACCGGGCUGGCCGAGAGGAGGCAUAGUUGUACAAACACGCCAUCGGUUCGUGCGCACUUCUAAGGCUCUAAUGAAAACAAGUAGGUAGUAGAUGUCAUUCCACGGCAGUGAUUCUCAUUAAUAGGCUGGAACGAAUGGUGUAAUUAACCGAUCCUCUUCUCCUCCCUUAAUGGAUAAUAUGGAAGACGACGCAGCAGCGGGUAUCCGAUCGUUCGGAUAACUGUGACGUUUGCGAAUCGGGAGAAAAGCUGACAAUUAGAACGGAGAACUCGGCUUGUUUACCAGACCCCACGGCAUCCGUGGAAAUUGUUAUUAUCCAGUUGGUCGAGUUACGAAAUAAGUAAAUGUUCUCUCCGUAGCCGGAGGGUAUGGUAGAAGGCAGGCUAUUGGCUAUUUAAAUUGUCCGGCACGCAAAUGUCUUUUUGAUUCGAUCUAUGUCGUAUCGUAGUUUCGAGUAUACUGUCAUACGACUCGUUUCACGAUUCGUACUAUCCUCAAUUAUUGCGAAUUUCGAUAAUAUUUCCUUUCGUUUGUCGUAAUAUUUUAUUUUGUUUGUUCGUUGAAAAAGAUUUAGACGUGUGAUAUAAAUAAUUUCGACGUGUUCGUUUUUAGGUUAUGUGGUUAUAACGAUUGCUGUUGCAGAGAAAAUAAGAAAGGAAGAAUUUAAUCGUGGAUUAUAAAUACUUACUUGUUUUU
Molecule: messenger RNA, 1449 nt
Organism: Apis mellifera (honey bee)
Lineage: Eukaryota; Metazoa; Arthropoda; Insecta; Hymenoptera; Apidae
Exons: 3
Coding region: 146-532 (128 amino acids)
Source: RefSeq, a predicted model, not a curated record